Varanus komodoensis (Komodo dragon) is the source of this 3130-nucleotide messenger RNA. RefSeq names its product pre-mRNA processing factor 31 (gene PRPF31). The record is from RefSeq and is a predicted model, not a curated record. Gene Ontology annotation, cellular component: U4/U6 x U5 tri-snRNP complex; precatalytic spliceosome; U4 snRNP. NCBI's taxonomy places the organism in Eukaryota, Metazoa, Chordata, Lepidosauria, Squamata, Varanidae. Gene Ontology annotation, biological process: mRNA splicing, via spliceosome; spliceosomal tri-snRNP complex assembly. The transcript has 14 exons. The coding region runs from base 165 to 1664 and encodes 499 amino acids.
GACGUAUUCACUGUGAGACUGAGAGGUGGGGAAGUGGGCGGUGUUCGUCUGCGGCGAGACGAGGUUGGCGCCACGAGCCGCUGAGGCGAAAGGGGAACGAGGCCGUGGAGAGAGAGGCUGGGCCGAGGUAGUUCGGUGGAUACGGGAAGAAGCCUUGAUCUACCAUGUCUUUAGCUGAUGAGCUACUGGCUGACCUCGAGGAGGCAGCAGAGGAAGAAGAUGGCAGCUUUGCGGAUGAGGAAGAUGAGCCUCCCAUUGAGGAUGUUCAGGAGGAGAUGCAAAUAGAUCUGGCAACGGAUUCAGUCAAGAGUAUCGCAAAGCUGUGGGACAGCAAGAUGUUUGCUGAAAUCAUGUUGAAGAUUGAGGAAUACAUCAGUAAACAGCCCAAAGCAUCUGAAGUUCUAGGUCCAGUAGAGGCUGCCCCGGAAUACAGAGUCAUUGUGGAUGCCAACAACCUAACAGUCGAGAUCGAGAAUGAGCUGAACAUUAUUCAUAAGUUUAUCCGAGACAAAUACUCCAAGCGAUUUCCAGAACUGGAAUCCCUUGUUCCCAAUGCUUUGGACUACAUCCGUACUGUGAAGGAACUAGGCAACAGUUUGGACAAAUGCAAGAACAACGAGAACCUCCAGCAGAUCCUUACCAAUGCCACCAUCAUGGUAGUCAGUGUCACAGCAUCCACUACCCAGGGGCAGCAAUUGACUGAGGAAGAGCUAGAACGCAUUGAGGAGGCCUGUGACAUGGCCCUGGAGCUGAAUCAGUCCAAGCACCGCAUCUACGAGUAUGUGGAGUCCCGCAUGUCCUUCAUCGCCCCCAACUUGUCCAUUAUUGUGGGCGCCUCCACGGCUGCCAAGAUCAUGGGUAUUGCGGGUGGCCUCACAAACCUCUCCAAGAUGCCAGCUUGUAACAUCAUGCUCCUGGGUGCUCAGAGGAAGACGCUGUCGGGCUUUUCCAGCACUUCUGUGCUGCCUCACACUGGCUAUAUCUAUCACAGCGACAUAGUGCAGUCUUUGCCUCCGGAUCUGCGGAGGAAGGCAGCUCGGUUGGUGUCAGCAAAAUGCACCCUGGCAGCACGAGUGGACAGUUUCCAUGAGAGCCCAGAAGGGAAGGUUGGGUACGAUCUGAAGGAGGAAAUUGAAAGGAAAUUUGACAAAUGGCAGGAACCACCUCCUGUCAAACAGGUGAAGCCGCUGCCAGCUCCCUUGGACGGGCAGAGGAAGAAACGUGGCGGGCGCAGGUAUCGCAAAAUGAAGGAACGUCUUGGCCUAACAGAAAUCCGAAAACAGGCAAACCGGAUGAGCUUUGGAGAGAUUGAAGAGGAUGCCUACCAGGAAGAUCUGGGAUUCAGUCUGGGUCACUUGGGCAAGUCAGGCAGUGGCCGUGUCCGGCAAACACAAGUCAACGAGGCCACGAAGGCACGCAUCUCAAAGACAUUGCAGCGCACGCUCCAGAAGCAAAGCAUGGUCUAUGGAGGGAAGUCUACCAUUCGGGACCGGUCCUCAGGCACUGCAUCCAGCGUGGCCUUCACUCCAUUGCAGGGUCUGGAAAUCGUGAACCCCCAGGCAGCUGAGAAGAAGGUAGCUGAAGCCAACCAGAAGUACUUCUCCAGCAUGGCUGAGUUCUUGAAAGUGAAGAAUGAGAAGAGCGGCGUCCUGACCAACUCAUAACAUUCCUGCUUUUGUCACAGACCUGCUCUCUGUUGACUAACAACUCGAACCACAUAUCAGAAGGGCAUGUGUAGCGGGCAUAAGCCUCCGUUAAGAGUUCAAGAGACUGUGUAACCCCUCAGAACUUUAAGCUCUCAGCCAUUCUUUCCAAAUAUCCUGGACUCAAGUGGUAUUUUUCCUCCCUCAAACAGUAUCACCAGCGAGCCUAUUAUCUUCAGGGGGAAGUGGAGCGAACUGAGUUCUUUUCUUAGGCCUCAUGCAGUAUUCAGAAGCAGGGUAGUUAAGCUGUGAGCUCUUUCAUGGUGUGGUGUAGCUAAGUUAAACUGAUCAAUCAGUGUACUGUCACUGGAUCAAUCCUCAUUCAGACCCCUUCAUCACUGGACAAGCAAAAGCAGGCUGGAUUUGUGUACAAUGUGCCUGUGAAGAUAAGGAAUGGUUUAAGAUAGUGUCUGAGUGCUGCUCCUUUGUUGCCCUGGUUUUAUGAGGUGGGCAGCCUGCGGACCUCCAGAUGUUUUGGCCUGUAGCUCUCAGAAGUUAACUAGCAUAGGGAUAAUGGAAGUUGUAGAUCAAAACAUCUGGAGGGCAGCAACAUGUGGCCCUCCAGAUGUUCUGAUCUACACAUAGUUGGGGAAAACCAGAUCUGGAGUUUUUAAAAAUGUACUUUUCUUCCAUAUGUUGAUUCAGUGUUGUUCUGUAAUAAGUGUUCUUCGUUAUGAGAGGCAUGCCAAGAUCUGGCAGAACAAAAUGAAUUCCAGCAGUAAAUAGGGCAGCCUUCCCCCAACCUCCUGUUCUCCAGAUGCAUCAGGCAACAACUCCCAUCAUGCUAGCUGGGGAUGAUGUGGGAGUUAGAUGGGGGUAGCAGAUUAGGGACAGAUCUAAUUUCAAUCUGGUCAGCACAGUUUGGAAAGAGUACUCCGUAGCUGCUUAUAUUCAAAUGAGUGAGUGAGUGUGUGUGUGUGUGAGAGAGAGAGAGAGAGAGAAUGUGGGGGAUUGUAGGAUGAGUAACUGAUCUUGUGUGGAAGUGGUGAGUGUACAAAUGGCUAUUCUGGGAAAUGCAGAGGUAAUACGUGCUCCACUUGUUAAUGGCAUCUUAACAUUCAGGGGUGUGUGUUUAUAGGAAAAGCUUUGGGUGCUAAAGAAUGGCACUCUUUUCUCCUGAGAGACUAGGGAAGUGGCCCCAGUGUAGUAGAUUCCAUGGGUAAGAACCUUCUGGGUAUGUGUGUGGCAAGAAGAAAGAAUGAUUCACUUGAGGAUAAAACAAGUGUGACUUUCCCCCUGAGGAGCAGGGGAGAAACAAAUCCCCAUGUUAAUGCUACAAAACUGGGUUUGUUGCAGAGUUGUGGAAAGCAAUGGUUGAAAUCGCUUGGAUUCAUGGAGUGUGUUUUCAUGGCUGCAGCAUGAAACUGUUGGUCUGAAAUCUGUUUAUAACCUGUACAUUUCUGGGAAGAAAUACCUGUGUUAAAGUC